GUUGGCGACGAAAGGAAGCCAUCGCGGUUGCUCGAAUUGGGGGGCGGAGGCGAGGCAGAUUUGGCGGAGAGAGGGAGGGAGAGGCGAUUGUGAGGAGGAGGAGGAGGGAGGAUGAGUGUGAUCGACAUCCUCACGCGGGUCGACGCGAUCUGCAAGAAGUACGAGAGGUACGACGUCGAGAAGCUCAAUGCCGACAACGUCCACGGCAAUGACGCCUUCGCCCGCCUCUACGCCUCGGUCGAGUCCGAUAUCGAAUCGGCCCUCCAGAAAGCGGAGAUGGCGGCCGGCGAGAAGAAUCGGGCGGCGGCUGUGGCGUUGAAUGCCGAGGUCCGACGCACCAAGGCGCGGUUGUUGGAGGAGAUCCCCAAGCUGCAGAGAUUGGCCGUCAAGAACGUAAAAGGGCUCUCAAAAGAAGAACUUGCAACACGAAGUGAUCUGGUACUUGCUCUGCCAGGCAGAAUUCAGUCAAUUCCAGAUGGGAGUACAAAUGGAUCAAAACAAACUGAAAGCUGGACAGCCUCUCGCACAGAAAUUAGAUUUGACUCAACUUCAGAUGGAAGGUUUGAGAGUGAGUAUUUUCAACAGACUGAAGAAUCAAGCCAAUUUAGGCAAGAAUAUGAGAUGCGCAAGAUGAAACAGGAUCAAGGUUUGAAUAUUAUAUCAGAAGGUCUGGAGACACUGAAAAACAUGGCCCAUGAUAUGAAUGAGGAAUUGGACAGGCAAGUCCCUCUCAUGGAUGAAAUUGACACUAAGGUGGACAAGGCUACUUCAGACCUGAAGAAUACUAAUGUCAGACUUAAGCAGACUGUGAAUCAGUUAAGAUCCAGCCGCAACUUCUGCAUUGACAUAAUCUUGUUGUGCGUUAUUCUCGGCAUUGCGGCUUAUUUAUACAAUGUUUUAAAGAAAUGAGAUGUGCCGGAAACCGGUAUUCUACUUUGACCUUCAAGCUGAUUGCUCUUCUAUUCCUCAGAAACAAGUUAUGGCAAUGUGUCCAUUGUUGCUGCUUCUUUUUACUUUGCUCGCCUUUUUAUUGUAAAUGAAAUUUGAGGAGAAAUCUUGGUUGUUGGAAUACUACGGAGACAAUGUGGCUUGUUUAUUACUACAAUUCUGUGAAUCAAUUCACACAAAUAUAUAAUUUUAAUUUUCUUUUUCUUC
Messenger RNA from Musa acuminata subsp. malaccensis (wild Malaysian banana), 1155 nucleotides. Its product is annotated as syntaxin-71. The record is from RefSeq and is a predicted model, not a curated record. Gene Ontology annotation, cellular component: SNARE complex; endomembrane system; membrane. Gene Ontology annotation, molecular function: SNARE binding; SNAP receptor activity. NCBI's taxonomy places the organism in Eukaryota, Viridiplantae, Streptophyta, Magnoliopsida, Zingiberales, Musaceae. Gene Ontology annotation, biological process: intracellular protein transport; vesicle fusion.